GACCCCAUGGAGCUGGGCCAGGCCCGGCAGGUCUAUCUGGUGACGGGCGGCUGCGGGUUCCUGGGUUCCCACCUGGUGCGGAUGCUGGUGGAACGGUCGCCCAACGUGGCCCAAGUGCGCGUCUUCGAUCUGCAGCUGGAUCCAGCCUUGGGACAGCUGGGGACAGAGAAGGUGGCAGUGACAUUGAUCCAAGGGGACGUCAGCAGCCCCACGGACGUGGGGGCCGCAGUGGAGGGGGCCGACGUGGUGAUCCACACAGCAAGCUGGGUGGAUGUGUGGGGCAGGGUCCCGCCCGAGAAGAUCACGGAGGUGAACGUGCACGGGACCAGGAAUGUGAUUGACGCCUGCAUUGAGCACCGGGUCCAGUAUCUCAUCUACACCAGCAGCAUGGAGGUUGUGGGGCCCAACACCAAGGGGGAUCCCUUCUACAGGGGGAACGAGGACUCGGCCUAUGACGCCCUGCACGAGCAGCCGUACCCCCUGAGCAAGGCGCGGGCUGAGCACAUGGUGAUCGAGGCCAAUGGGACGCCUCUGGGGGGCGGCCGGUGCCUGGUGACCUGCGCCCUGCGCCCCACGGGCAGCUAUGGGGAGAAGCAUCCGCUGAUGAAGGAAUUCUACAACAUGGAGAUCCUGGGCUCCUGCGGCUUCCGGCUCCUGGGCUCCCGGCCCGUCGUGCCCUACUGGCUCCUGCGCUGCCUGGCCCUGGUGAACGUUCUCCUCCGCCGCCUCCUCCAGCCCUUCUGCUCCUACGCCCCCCUCCCCAACCCCUACACCCUGGCCGUGGCCAGCACCACCUUCACGGUGCAGACGGACAAGGCCCAGCGCCACUUCGGCUACCAGCCCCUCUACACCUGGGAGGAGUGCCGCGCCCGCACCGUGGCCUGGAUCCAGGAGGUGGACGCCCAGAGAGAGGCAGGGAAGUAGGGCGGGCAGGAGCCAGAGCUGGAGCCGGAUCCGAGCGGCGGUCUGGGCAGCCGGGUUUUGGUUCCAGCCCUGCAAUAAAUCCAGUUCCGGACAGAGGGAUCCAGAGCUGGGUGUGGUGGAGCACUGAAUCCAGAUCCGGGUUUUGGCUCCAGCCCAGGAGGGACAGAGCAAGGGAUGUGGGACUCCGGGUCCUCCCUCCUUUGCUUGGAUCUUACCUGCACCCUUCCAGGGAAUCAGGCUCCGUGGAGUUGGAAUCCGGAUCUGGGUCUUGCUUCCAAGUUGUGUCCCUCAGUUCAGGGGAAUGUGCCAGUCCAGGUCUUGGCUCAUUCCAGCACGUGGUGGAUUUAGUUAGGUUGGGAUCCGUAUCCGCGUUUCGCUCCUGGAGUCCAGGUUUUGCUUCCACCCCACGUGCAUUCCAGCAGACAAUCCCUCUCCACUUGCAAAUGGAUCCAGAUCCGGAUUUUGUUACCAUCCUUGUGCAUUGGACUCUCUGCUACCAUCUAAUGCUCCCCGUGCACACCUGGGGAGGAACCAGCUCUGUGGUUAAGGAAUGGGGACCCAGAGUUCCUCUCCAGCCCUAUGUCAUCUCAGAGGAGAGUCAGACAGCGGGACCCAGAUCCUAUUCAAGAAAUCUGGGUCCCGGAUUUUCCAUCCACCCCGGAGCCAGACCCACCCAGAGCCAGCUUGCUCCUAUAGGAUCCAGCUCCAGGUUCAAUCCUCCCCUGUAUCGCUCAGUGGAUCAGACUCCAGAUCCCUGUCAUAUGUGAAUAAUCCGGAUGCAGGUUUUGCACCCACCCAGAUGCAUUAGUGCAGUGGAUCCGGGUCAAUAGAAAUCCGGAUCCAGGUUUUGCACCCACCCAGAUGCAUUAGUGCAGUGGAUCCGGGUCAAUAGAAAUCCGGAUGCAGGUUCGGCAUCAGUCGCGCAUACCCCAGACACCAACGCAACAGGAUUAGCCUGCUCAGAGAAUCUGGAUCUGGCUUUUGCCUCCACCCAAAUGCAUUACAGCUAAGGAUCCAGAGCCGGAUUUUACUUCCAACCCCCAGUGUUACCACAGAUGCUCAGUGUCAAGCUCCCACUUGAGGAAUCCAGAUCCGGGUUUUAUGUCUAUCCUCCCACCACACGCUGAGAUCUGGAUUGUCUAGAGCCGGGUCCUCUUCAGAUCCGGGUUUUGCAGCCAGCCCAGGUGAACGUCUGACCUGGAUCCAGAUCCAGGUUUUGAUCCCAGCCCGGUGUCUGGCUGACUGUGCAAUCCAGCAGGAUCCGGACCUGGGUUUUACCCUGCCCUGCACCAGCCUGGAGGGGCUGACUCCAGAUCCCAGCCUGCCCGGACAGGUCCAGCUCUGGGCUUUCUUCGUGCAUUAAUAGCGAUUCCAGCAUUAAUUUCUCCAAUCGUGUAUUAUUAAUUAUUAUUAUUAUUAUUAUUUUAUUAUUAUGCUAAUUAUGAUAAAGGGCCUAAAGCCAACUGCAUAUUGAACACGGAUGCACCCAGCAGCGUCUGGUAACGUCUGUGUUAAUUAAAGCACUAAAAGGUCCCUUGGAACUGGAGAAAAGGUUAUUUCUGGAGGGGGCCGGGGGCCUGUCCCCUCUAGGGGUGCUGGCUUUGA
Messenger RNA from Pelodiscus sinensis (Chinese soft-shelled turtle), 2529 nucleotides. NCBI's taxonomy places the organism in Eukaryota, Metazoa, Chordata, Testudines, Trionychidae. The record is from RefSeq and is a predicted model, not a curated record.